Messenger RNA from Acinonyx jubatus (cheetah), 1660 nucleotides. RefSeq names its product CCDC163 homolog (gene CCDC163). NCBI's taxonomy places the organism in Eukaryota, Metazoa, Chordata, Mammalia, Carnivora, Felidae. The transcript has 8 exons. The record is from RefSeq and is a predicted model, not a curated record. Bases 592 to 1341 code for a protein of 249 amino acids.
GGAUCAGCAGCGGGGUAACGUUGGCUCUAUGCAAUGCAUCUUGGGAUAUGUAGUGCACUUGGUCCUUGGGUCCAACAACUACAGAAUCAGAAAGCCUCGGUUUCCCGGCAAGCUUCACGGUGGCGGCGUCAAUGCUCGUGCCGCUACCAGGGAAACGUAGUUCUACAGCCUCCGUCGCCGGUUGUUUCCGCGAGAGACGAACUCAGUUUCCCACGUGGCGCUGCGGCAGCCAGUCCGAGGUCGGACUUUCCCGGCCUACAGGAGGGUUUGAACUGGGCAGUAGUCGCUGGCACAGGUUCGGAGUGAUGGUACCUGUGUCUUGGGUCUGGGAAGGUUUCGACCAAGAGUCGGCACUCUCAAUUCCCACCUGAUAAUUGAGUAUCAAAGCAUCCCGCUUUCCCCCUAGAGUCCCCAAGCGCUGCUCUCCUGACCAGUCCCAGUUUGGCUUGAUAACUGCAUCCCUCCCUACCUUUAGUAUUACAUCCCCACUCCCCACUUUCGAUCUGAAGUGUGGCCUUACUGGGCUGUGUCUCUGGUGUUCCGGGCUGGAAGAGUAAAGGCACAAGACGUCAGGGAGCCUUGCGGAAGGUUAUGAGUAGGAGCCUGAGCUGGUCUGAGCACCUCGACGUGCUUCUCAAUGCUACUGAUGGAAAUGUGGCCAGGAUUAAGCAGCGGCUGUAUCCUCUUGGAGUCUCCACAGCGGCAGGAGAUUUGGCUGGGACCUGGAUUUCCCCUCAUCACUUGCCUCCUCAGUCUGGAGUCCAUGCUCAACAGCCUUGGGCUCUAGAGACUCCCUUUGUCCCAGAGAGGCUGAGUUGGGGUAAGGCCCAUGGUGCAUCUUCUCUCUGGGAUGAAGUUAUUAUUCUCCAAUCCCAGCUUCAAUCCCAGGCUCAGGUGACUGAGACACUAAGACAGGCUGUGCAGGGGCUGUUGGAAGAGCAAGAGCAGCAGAAGUAUAAGAUCUGUACCCUGGAAGCAUCACUAAGGUUGCUGCAGGGGAGCCCAGAGCAGAGGGUCCUUCUGCUGGAUCAAUGCCUGGAGGGGCUGAGAAGGGAACUGCAGGGCCUUCGAAGCCAGGUGCAGGAACAGGCCCAAGCCCAAAUACAAACAGGACCACAAAAACGUAGUGCUACUGGUGGCCUUCACCAAGAGCUGCAGAAUGAGUGUCAACUCCUGUGGGAGGAAUCAGAGAUUCUUCAGGAGGAGCUGAAAUUGCUGCAGGACCAGCUGAUUUUCAGCACCAGGCUGGGUACAAGGCCAGGAGGAGAAAAGAAAGAAGUUGGAGAACAGCUCUCUUACAUUUUUCUCUCAUUGAAGGCCAGCACCAGGAGCUGCUGCUGAAACAGAUGGCUGAAGGGGGGCAAGCUCAGGCCCACAGCUGGAAGAUCUCCAGAAGAGCACACUUUCUAACCUGGAGCCCAGCAGCUUUCAGCUUUAGGCCCAGAGCCUUGAGCAGGAGAACAUAUUCUUUAAGGGCCCCACAAUGUUCCUGAGUGACCUGUAAGAACGUGUAAGAGUAGCUUUGCUCACCUUCCCCUUCAAGCCCCUGUUUCUGGGCCCCAUGUCCCUCCUUUCUAGAUCUAGCUGGUAUCUGCCCUCUUACUGAGGCUUGUCACUGCCUGCCCACCAGGCAAUAAUUACAAUAAAUGUUUUAACUCUU